Medioppia subpectinata is the source of this 618-nucleotide messenger RNA. The record is from the annotation of a GenBank genome assembly. Lineage: Eukaryota; Metazoa; Arthropoda; Arachnida; Sarcoptiformes; Oppiidae.
AUGGGCGGUUGGGCCACACUUGGGUCCGGACAGUCUGGCCUCGACGUAGCGCAUGGUAAGAGAGGCCACGCCUUUAUUACAGGCGCACCCGUCCUGAUCGUCGGCAAUGUAUGCGCUGGACCUAAAAAAUAUGUCACCCGCGCACCGGCCACCGGUCACUGUGCCUGUGUUCACCUCGUAGACCUGGAGUAUUACUUUAAGAUAUUUACAAAGAUACUUGUGAAAAAUGUAAAUAAGAAUGGGUUGCCCAAAACAGGAGAAAAGCAUGCAAUUACACCGUUCAUAAACGUAAACUUUACUAUAUCGGAGUCGGCAAAAUGUAUAGGGUCGCAAGUGCAAUACUUACAGCUUUUAGAUUUCUCACUACCCUUCGAUGUCACGUGCAAUGGAUAUUUUUCAAUGGAUACCGUAUGGAAUGAAUACGAAAUCGUUGUGGAUGGUGAUAUGAAUGAGGUAAAUCAUGGUGUAGUGACUGGUGGCCGUUGCGCAGGCGACACAUUUUUCAUGUCCAUGGCUUACGUGGCCGACGAUCAGGAGGGGUGCGCCGGCGGCAAAGGUGUAUCCAGUCUUACUUUACGCGCUUUCGAGGCCCGUCUGACCGGACCCACAGGAUAUUAG